UAAAAAUCAAGAAUUGAAAAAUGUAGCUAUCUAUCGGUUUGAGGCCAGCAAUUUGACUAAUCUUUUAUCCGCUCCUUCUUGUGACUUUCCUCCUCCGCCACUUGCUUUGCCGCCGCUCUCAUUCUCUCCUUCCUCCUAUAUAUUCCACUUCUCUUCCUCCCUUUUUUCCCAUUCUCUUAAUAUUCAAUUACAAACCUUACAAUCCAUGGAGUCUAACUGGGUCAACACUUCUCUCGGUCUCAACAUCAACACUUUCACUAACCACAUCGACGCAACUCCGAAGAAUGAACGAUUCGACCCGGAAACUUCUAGGUUUGAACGGAUACAAUUACCGAUAAAGGAAGAAGAGCAAACUAUGCCGUCCACCGGCGUUCUGAUACGAGAGCUGAGCAGGAUAAGCUCGGAGAAUAAGAAACUGACGGAAAUGUUGAGUGUUCUAUGUGAAAAUUACAAUGCUUUGCAAAAUCAUUUGGCGGAUUUGAUGACGACGAACAAGAAUUCUGAUACGUCGAUGACGGCGAGGAAAAGGAAGGCGGAGAGUGAAGAUUAUAGUAAUAUUAUUAUUAAUAAUAAUAGUAAUCGACCGACGGAAAGUAGCUCUAGCGACGAAUUGGAAUCCGCUACUAAAAAGUCUGAUAAAGAUAACACCAAAACGAAGAUUUCAAAUGUUUAUCUUCGCACUGAUCCUUCUGAUACUACUUUGGUAGUAAAAGAUGGAUAUCAAUGGAGGAAAUACGGGCAAAAGGUUACUAGAGAUAACCCAUGCCCUAGAGCUUACUUCAAGUGUUCAUUUGCCCCGGGCUGCCCAGUCAAAAAGAAGGUGCAAAGAAAUGCAGAAGAUCCAUCAAUCGUAGUGGCAACUUACGAAGGAGAGCACAACCAUAUGCAACCAGCUCAGCCGGAGAUGUCACCUCCGGCGAAAGCUCCGGCUUCACAUAAUAGUGCAAUAACGCUUGAACUGAUCAAAACUGGAGAAAUGCAAGAGAAUAGUAAUGCUAAGAAGCCGAGAAUUCAAGAAACUGACGAUCAAGCUCCGGCAAUUCAACAGCUUUUGGUUCAACAAAUGGCUUCUUCUUUGACGAAAGAUCCAAAUUUCACGGCGGCACUUGCAGCGGCUAUUUCCGGAAGAUAUAACCCGACCCGGAUGCAAAAUUGGUGAAAUUAAUGUAGAAUGAAGAUUUUCAUAGAUAUAUUAAUAUUAUGUAUAUAAAUGUCGGAGAUUAGCUAGUGCUAAAAUGAUUAAAACAAACAUUAUACUAUAUAGUUUUAUAUUUCUCUUCAGAAGCUUCA
Messenger RNA from Mercurialis annua (annual mercury), 1290 nucleotides. RefSeq names its product probable WRKY transcription factor 40. Gene Ontology annotation, biological process: regulation of DNA-templated transcription. NCBI's taxonomy places the organism in Eukaryota, Viridiplantae, Streptophyta, Magnoliopsida, Malpighiales, Euphorbiaceae. The coding region runs from base 206 to 1159 and encodes 317 amino acids. Gene Ontology annotation, molecular function: DNA-binding transcription factor activity; sequence-specific DNA binding. The record is from RefSeq and is a predicted model, not a curated record. The transcript has 4 exons.